AUGAAAAAGCUAAGUCUUUUAUUAUUGGCACUCAUUUAUGUCAAUGCCAUUGAUCCAAGUAUGGUUUAAUUAGGGGUAUAGAAGUUAGAUGAAUUGAAUUAAAGCAAUUUGGGGAAAAUGAUUUUAGAAUUGGCAUAAACUCAUGCAGAAAUGAGGGGACCCUUGGGUAAUGUUCUUUAAUUGUAUUAGGAAAUUAGAUGAUUUAGUGACAGCCAUCGGUGAUUUGGAAAAUGAAUUAACUGCUGAAUUACAAUAAUUAGAUGAUGAUUACACAAGAUCAACCAAUUAACAUGCUGCUACACAAGAGAACUUAGAUAUUCAAAUCGGACAAACAGAAAUUAAUAUCUUUAAUCAAAAAGACUUUAUUGAUGCUAUUCUUUUACCAAGCAUUGAUCAAACAAAUUAAAAGAUUGAUAGAUUGAAUGGAUACAUAAAUGACAAUAGAGAUAAUCUAUCAAAAGAAACAGUAAAUAGAUAAAAACAACAUCAACAAUUUUUAGAUAGAGGUAACAAUAUAUCCUAAUUUUCAAAGUAAGUGAACAUCAAAGUGCAAUAAGUGCAGUUGAUGAAGCUAUUUAAUUGAUUAAUGCCCUCAUAAAUGGAAACAUUUCAUUUGCUGAAAAGGGAACUAUAAAUCAAGCUAUUGAAAGAAUCAAUACUAAAACACAAAAGACUAACACAGUUCAUCCUAUAGUUGAGGCACUCAUGUCAUUAACUUAAAAUUUUUCAGAUCAAGAAUAGGCUAAAAAAAUCAGAGACUUAUUGUCAGAUACAAGAAACCAAUUGGUAGCAAGCUUAAACUAAGAAACAGCCGAUGAGAAUUAGAUUGAGUAGACUUGGGUUGAAAGAUAAAAAACUUUAAAUACAGAAUAUUAAGAAUUCAAAAGAUCUGUAUUGGAAGCUACUUACGUUUUAGCUACUUAUUAGAGUAAUCAAUUAUUUAAUUUAGGUAAAUUAAAAUCAACAAGAGAAGCAUUGGCUGAGAAUGAGAAUGACCUCCAAAGUUAUAAAGAUUCUUUAUGUAAAUAAUAUUGAGAUAACUUUAUUUAGAAUAAGACAAAGAUGCUUAGGCUUAAGAAACCCAAAUUUAUAAUGAAUUAAAGAGCCAAUACUAAAUAUAAUUGCAAACAACUAGAAAUGCCAAAGAAUUUGUAAACUCUGCUGAGUUCAGUAGUGUUAUAAGACAAAAGUUAAACUAAGGCGGAUUAAUCUGAUAUAAAUAUGCAUUUAAUAUCAUUAUUUUAAUAUUAAACACGG
This is a messenger RNA of Paramecium octaurelia, 1257 nucleotides long. The record is from the annotation of a GenBank genome assembly. NCBI's taxonomy places the organism in Eukaryota, Ciliophora, Oligohymenophorea, Peniculida, Parameciidae.